GAGGAAAAUUCAGCGACGUCCAAGUAAACAGGCUAUAGCCGAGGAGACCUGAGGCAGUUCGUUGAUUUUCUCGCACACGCGCGCAACGUGCGUAACAAGCCAUCCUCCCGCCUGUCAAACAACUUGUCAUACCUUUCUCUCGGCUGCAGCCGAUUGUCACGCAUUUUUUUUCAUUUGCUGUGCCGCGAUUUGUGCGGAUAUAUUGAAAGUUGUUCAUGCUAGUUUCGCCGGAAAGCUCCUAAUUCAACGGACUUUGUAGGUACGAGGCGUCGCGCGUAGAGCGCCGCGUUUCGUACAAUCGAUACUAUCGUGUGUCCAGUGCCUCCUGACGGUGUGACAAUAUAAGUGAGGCACACAGAACUGUAAAGAUGCGAUUUUCCUGGAUUCUUCUGACCGUCGUUGCACUUUUUGUUGCGGUCACUGUCGCGGCAAAGGCCAAAAGGAAGUUUGACGGAGAUUUCGAAUUCGCCGACGAGGACGAUACCCGGAUUGUAAAAGCGGGCGAUAAAAAGCGAUGGAUAUAUGAUCCAAAUAGUGAACUUUGUCGACCACUGAACUGCAAAAAGAAGGAGAUCUGCCUUUUAGCAGAUUCAUUCACAGCAGUAUGUGUUUCCAAAAAGGAACUUCACAAAUCAGGUGACAUUGUGGUCCCAAAAUCGCGCGCACUCCAAGAGCGAAGAAUGCAAACAGAAUCUGCAGACGACGCCGAAGAUGAUGACGCCUUUUUUGAUUCUGAGGACGACGAAGAAGAUCAGGAUGAAUCUAAGUGUCAAGAUUGCCCGGUUGUAAAACCUACGUUCAUCUGCGGUAGCGACAAUCGAACCUACAGCUCACUCUGUCGUAUAGAAUAUCACAACUGUAUACAUCACACAUAUGUAUACUUGGCGUGUAAAGGAUUCUGUCCAUGCAAAGAGACCGUCCGGCCGUUGCCCUCCCACAUGAAGAAAAUGCAGAAAUUGCAACUGCAGAAACAAUCUCUUCUGGGCAAGACGAAUCGAGAUCGUGACAUCACACUGACGCCACGAGACUUCAACUAUGACAAUCAUCAUUAUAAGUACCUCAAGUACACUAAACGUGCCAAGUUGCAGGCACUGGCUUCAAUGAAACGAUACGACGACAAGCACUUUGCGAGCAACGAGAUUACGGAGAAGACAUCAUUACCGCCUCUAAAGCCGGCUUACGAUACGGAUUUCUCAAAAGACAGGGAUUGCUCGCCUUCUUCAAAACCGGCAAUGGCCAAUCGUUUACUCGAUUGGUUUUCCGUCCUAAUGACGGAUGCUAAACAACACCGGCGACAGUUUGCCAAACCCAAAGGUCACUUCCCUCCAGGAUGUCAAAGUGAAGUAAGAUGGAUGUUUGGCCAUCUAGAUACGGAUAGCAAUGGUUUGAUUUCGCUCUCGGAACUCUACCAAUUAGAACAUGAUCAAAACGAGCCCUGCCUGAAACCAUUUUUCGAUUCAUGUGAUACAGAUGGAGACAUUUUUAUCAGCGGACCUGAAUGGUGUGGAUGCUUUUCAAAAGCUGAGAGGCCUUGUGCAGCUGUUCGUAAGCGACUAACACCGGAUGCUGCUCCUGCAUGCGACUCAAGAGGAUAUUACAAAAAUAUCCAGUGUCACCGAGGCCUUGGUCUCUGCUGGUGUGUGGAUCCUCAUGGAGUCGAAUUUGCGGGUACAAGGACUCGUGGCUCCAAACCAGAUUGCGACGCUAUUGUCAAUAAAAUAAAUAAUGGAGGCCUCAAGACGAACGGUGUGGACUUGGAAGACGACGAAGACUCAGUACAGGACCUAGAAGGCUCAGCAGAUCAAACCUUAGACUUUUAGUUGCGUCCUAAAGACUUCACGAUGCCAAGCACAGCCAUUGGUCAAUUUUCUCUUUGACUAAUAUAGUAGAGUAAUAUGUACCUAAAUGACUGGCCUGGUGUAUCGCUAUUAUAAUUGGAGGUGUCUUGUAAAAAACACGCCUAACGACAUCGAAUCAACUUUCCUAAACUUCUUUUAUCCCAUGACAAUUAACGCAAAGCGCUAUUAGCAGGCUCUCACAAGAAAAUCUUUCUUAACUCCAGUCUCUCAUAGCAAAUUGCAGCAGUAUUAAAACCACGGCAAAAUACAAUAUAAACUAUAAGAUUAUAUUACUUCUCCAAAGUAUUUUUGCCACAUUCCACUUAGAGCGAUAAGAGUAUCUUUCCAUAGGGACAAGCACGACUAACAAACAUUAAUUUUUCUUUCUUUUCUCAAUUAAUAAAUUACGUUGAUUCUGCUGGGCAGCGUACUUAUUGCAUUUCUUCACAAUAAGAGACGUAUCUUUAUGAAACCAUUGAUGAUGGAAUUUGGUAAAAAAAUCCUUAUAUACAACUUUGAACACAUGCAUUUUGGCGCAUUUUUUGUACCCGUCGGGAUACCUCCAUGCGCAACUUGUCUAUAAAUAAUAUAAUUAAAAAUAUAUAAGCAUGUACAAUUAGGGAAUGAAAGUGAGUGUGAAAGGAAGCGAGUGAUAAGUGAUUUUAUGAAAAACGCAAGGUUUGCGAACUUGCAGCGUAUUAUGCACUCCAUGACACAUACAAAAUUACGCAAUACCCCUAAACGUACAAGAAAUACUCAUUAUGAUUUCUAACUACUAGAUUAACCCUGCUGUUUCCUUCAACUUUAUGUUGCAAUGAUUGCCUUCAGGACAUUCAAAACGACAUCCAUGCAUAUUUUCCUCAAAAAACUUUAAACUCAAAGAUAAAUUUCAUUUCCAAAAAGUAGCUAAAGAACGAGCAUUCGUCAGUAGCAGCUAUCUAAGAACUUUUUAAACCUAUUCUUGUACAACAAUUUACUACUAGUAGUUCAGAGUGGCCGUUUUGGCCGAAAAAAAUACCGGUCAUUUCCCGAUUCGAAAAAAUUUGACGUGCUCAGUGAAAUCCAAAAAUUAAAACUAUUAAAGCAAAAUAUCUUUUCAUUUGAAGUAAUCAAAA
Messenger RNA from Belonocnema kinseyi, 2953 nucleotides. RefSeq names its product proteoglycan Cow (gene Cow). Gene Ontology annotation, molecular function: calcium ion binding; protein binding. The transcript has 10 exons. The record is from RefSeq and is a predicted model, not a curated record. Gene Ontology annotation, biological process: establishment of protein localization to extracellular region. Bases 369 to 1820 code for a protein of 483 amino acids. NCBI's taxonomy places the organism in Eukaryota, Metazoa, Arthropoda, Insecta, Hymenoptera, Cynipidae.